Messenger RNA from Magnolia sinica, 2522 nucleotides. RefSeq names its product putative clathrin assembly protein At2g25430. NCBI's taxonomy places the organism in Eukaryota, Viridiplantae, Streptophyta, Magnoliopsida, Magnoliales, Magnoliaceae. The record is from RefSeq and is a predicted model, not a curated record. Gene Ontology annotation, biological process: clathrin-dependent endocytosis; vesicle budding from membrane; clathrin coat assembly. Gene Ontology annotation, cellular component: clathrin-coated pit; clathrin-coated vesicle. The transcript has 2 exons. Gene Ontology annotation, molecular function: 1-phosphatidylinositol binding; SNARE binding; phosphatidylinositol-4,5-bisphosphate binding. The coding region runs from base 329 to 2248 and encodes 639 amino acids.
CUCCGCGCGAUUUGAUAGAAAGGUGAAUAAAAAACUAGGGAAGCUACCAAAGCCGGAGAAGAAGGAAAAACAUCAGAUCUCUUCUUAUCUAUCCUUCCCAUUUUCUGCCCCACCUUUUUCGGCGGAGAUCUAUUCAAAUUCCUUCUCUCCGUUUCCUCUACAGUCUUCUGAUCCAGCUGAGUCAACGAAUUGAGCCUUAUCGCUCUGCAGAUCGGAGCCGUCCGUGCAUAGAUCGGAGAAAUCUUACGGCUCAGAAAUUUAUAGAUCCGUCUAAAAAUCGGAACUGAUUGUACGGAAGAGGGUUUGAAGGAAUAGAAAGGGGUGAAUUAUGGCACCGAGCACGAUCCGGAAGGCGAUCGGAGCGGUGAAGGAUCAGACGAGUAUCGGCAUUGCAAAGGUGUCCAGCAACACGGCCCCCGAUCUCGACGUCGCGAUCGUCAAGGCCACCAGCCACGACGACGAUCCGGCCGACGAGAGGCACGUGCGCGAGAUCCUGACCCUUACUUCGUAUUCGAGGGGCUACGUCAAUGCCUGCGUCUCCAUGGUCUCGAAGCGUUUGGGGAAAACGCGCGACUGGAUCGUCGCCCUCAAGUCCCUGACGCUGGUCCACCGGCUGCUGGCGGACGGCGAUCCCAGCUUCCAGCAGGAGAUCCUUUACGCCACACGCCGCGGAACCCGGCUGCUGAAUAUGUCCGAUUUCCGCGACGAGGCGCAUUCCAAUUCGUGGGACCACUCGGCGUUCGUUCGCACAUAUGCGCUGUAUCUGGAUCAGAGGCUGGAGUGUUCGGUGUAUGAGAAGAAGCAGGGCGGGAGCGGUGCUGGCGAUAGGGAGUUACGCAGGCGGCAUUCGGAUUAUGGGGAAUUCGAUUCGUAUAAUGGCAGCGGCAGUGGAUACGGCGGUCAUGGACGGUCUCCUUCGGGUUAUGGGGAUUACUCGAGCCCGCCGCCACGGAACGACCGGAGUCCGCAGCAGCAGCAGCAGCCAAUAACCCCGCUCCGGGAUAUGAAGCCGGAGCGGGUGCUGGGGCGGAUGAACCAGAUGCAGCUGCUGCUGGAUCGGUUCUUGGCGUGCCGGCCCACUGGUACGGCCAAGAACAGCCGGAUGGUCCUCAUCGCUCUGUACCCUGUUGUUAAGGAGAGUUUCCAGCUCUAUGCUGACAUCUGCGAGAUCUUGGCAGUUUUGCUCGACCGCUUCUUUGACAUGGAGUACCCUGAAUGUGUUAAGGCGUUUGAGGCCUAUGCUCGGGCCGCCAAGCAGAUCGACGAGCUGGCGGCAUUCUAUGCGUGGUGUAAGGACACAGGUGUGGCCCGAUCAUCUGAAUAUCCAGAGGUGCAGAGGAUCACAGAUAAGCUGUUGGAGACACUGGAGGAGUUCAUGAGGGAUAGGGCUAGGAGGCCAAAGAGCCCAGAGAGAGAGGUGGUCCCGCCACCGGAGGUGGCUCACGAGGAGCCAGCGCCGGAUAUGAACAGCAUCAAGGCACUACCCGCACCAUCUGAUUAUGAGGAGCCUCCCCGGGAGGAGAAACCAGCGCCUGUAAAGCAGCCAGAACAGAGCGAAGCAGAUCUUUUGAAUCUCAGGGACGAUGCAAUAUCUGCUGAUGAUCAGGGCAAUAGGUUUGCUCUGGCUCUUUUCUCUGGUGCGCCGGGGGCAAAUGGUGCAAAUGGGUCAUGGGAAGCCUUCCCAUCGAAUGGGGAGUCUGAAGUGACUUCGGCGUGGCAGACACCUGCCGCUGAGGGCGGAAAAGCCGAUUGGGAGCUUGCCCUGGUUGAAUCAGCGAGCAAUCUUAAUAAGCAGAAGGCAGCAUUGGCAGGCGGAUUCGAUCCGCUGUUGUUGAAUGGGAUGUAUGAUCAGGGCGCCGUGAGGCAGCAUGUGAGUGCCCAAGCGAACACAGGAGGGAGCGCCAGCAGCGUUGCAUUGCCAGGACCUAGCAAGACACCAGUUUUAGCAUUGCCAGCUCCUGAUGGCACCGUCCAGACGGUGGGGCAGGAUCCAUUUGCGGCGUCGCUGAUCGUCCCACCACCACCAUAUGUGCAGAUGGCAGACAUGGAAAAGAAGCAGCAGUUGCUGACACAGGAGCAGCUGCUGUGGCAGCAGUACGCGCGGGAUGGUAUGCAAGGACAGGUUGGCUUGGCGAAGAUAGGUGGCAAUGGGUUCUACACCACGGCGGCUCCCCCCAUGCCGAUGCCUUAUGGGAUGCCCAUGCCGAUGCCACACGUCAAUGGAGGUGGGUACUAUGCACCUUAUUGAUUUUGCUAGUGUAUAAAACCACACUGAAGCUGCUGUUUUGCAUGGGAUUAGCUUAAAUUUUUAUCUCGAUUAAUGGCUAUCAUGUUUGUGUUUGUGUUUGAGAGAGAGAGAGAGGGAGAGAAUGAAAUAGAGAUUGUUUGGGAGGUGGCUGCUCAUGCUUUGUAAGUUUUAAUGAGUUUGUAUGGGCUUAUAGACAACAGGAGGUCUGUUGGUUCUCUCUAUUUCUUUCUUAUCUUGUGUUUCAUCUUCUAUUCAAUUGGUUGUUUUUGGUUCA